UCCAACCCGACACUCGUGUUUUAAUGUUAAAAAGUAUAAAAUCACUUUCUUUGUGAAUAUAUAAAGUACUUCCCCAACUCCCUCUCUCCCUCCCAAGCCCCAUGCCCUAAAUUAGGAUAAAACAUUUGAAAUUUACAAAUAGGGCAUAAGGUGUUUGACAAAAGUCCAAAGAGAAAAAGGGCUGAUUCCUUGCUUCUUGGUGAUCAUUGUUAUAUGAUGCCUCCUAAGGCAAUAAAGCAUCGUCGAAGUGUACUUCCCGAUGCCCUUAGUUACCUUCCUGAUAACGUAAUCGAUAUCAUUCUGAUGCAUUUGCCUUCUGAAGACGCUGUGAGGACAAGCAUCUUAUCAAAGAAAUGGAGGUAUCACUGGUGUAGACUUACAGAGUUGAAGAUUGAUGAAUCUCUUUGGAAAACAGAAAAGGAUUUUCUGAACCCUACAGUUAAAUUUACAAAGAUCAUGUACCAGCUUUUGAGCCUUCAUGAAGGACCCAUUACUAAGUUUACCCUCUUUGUUGUUCAUCUAGCAAGUUGUCCCGAGAUCGACAGCUUCAUAUAUUUCCUCUCGAGGAAUAACAUUCAACAUCUUGUACUUAACCUUUCACUUAGAAAGGAAUACAGAUUGCCUUCUUCACUUUUCUCAUGUUCGCAGCUGAGGCAUCUAAGUCUUUGUUUUUGCUCAAUACAGCAUCUAUCAGCCUUUCAAGGAUUUGAUAAGUUAAUUAGCCUGAAAUUAUGUGAAGUCAAUAUUUCUUCUGAGUUGCUGGAAAGUUUAAUAUCUCAUUGCCCGUUGCUUGAGGAGUUGGAGCUGGAUAUCGCAGACAAGUCAGACACAAUUGAAAUUAAUGCCCCCAUGUUGAGAUUGUUCGAUCUCUCAGGCAAUAUAAGUUGUGUCUGCCUAAAGAAUGUCCCUCGUCUGGUAAAAGUAUUGUUGUAUGGUGACUAUAUUAAAGCAGAGGAUCUUGAUUUUGCAAAGCUUUUCGAGUGUUGUCCUGCUCUCGAGCACCUCCUCUUUUUCUCCCUUGGUUCCGAGUUCUCUGCUGGAGCAGGAUAUGAAGCACCAACAAGACUUCCGUUUAAUCUUAACAGUGUCAAACGAUUUUACCUGCCUGACAUUAUGCUGGUGGAAUCAUAUAAGCUCUCAUAUGCUCUUUGCUUGAUAAGAAGUUUCCCGUAUUUAGAAUAUCUCGAAAUAAAGAUUCAUGAAUAUGGAUUUGACUAUGAAGAUGAAGAUGAUGAACCUAUUCCAGAACCCCUUGAGCUCAAACAUUUAUGGGACGUGACAUUUAAUCACCUCAAGGAAGUUAAGCUAGGCUACGUAUCAGGAACAACGUCUGAGUUGCUGCUUAUCAAGUUUUUGUUAGCCGAGUCCCCAGUGUUGGAGAGAAUGCUAAUUGAUCGACAGUAUCUUGAUCUUGAACAUCUCGACACAAGAUUACAAAUUUUCGCAGAGAUAUCAAAUUUUUCGCGUGCAUCACCUAAAGCAGAAGUUGUCUACAUAGAUUUAAGCAGAUCUUUGUCUUACGAGUUAAAAUAUUGAAAAGAGAGAAACAAACGCUGAUGUAGUAAUAUAACAGUGUUUAUUUCAAUGUUAUGUGGUGGGGUUCCAAUGUGUUGAUUCUCUACUUAUCAAUUGCAUUUAUCUAAGUAAUAAGCACUUGAGAACAUAGACAUACUUUUUUCCCCACAAUUUGAGCCAAAAGUGUAGUAUGAAUACUUUAUCAUACGUUCAGGUACUUGAUUAAGUGCUUAAAUGUAAUUUAGGCAAGGUUCGAGUUA
Solanum tuberosum (potato) is the source of this 1775-nucleotide messenger RNA. Its product is annotated as F-box/FBD/LRR-repeat protein At1g13570-like. Bases 214 to 1536 code for a protein of 440 amino acids. The record is from RefSeq and is a predicted model, not a curated record. The transcript has 4 exons. Lineage: Eukaryota; Viridiplantae; Streptophyta; Magnoliopsida; Solanales; Solanaceae. Gene Ontology annotation, molecular function: protein binding.